This is a messenger RNA of Scutellospora calospora, 1731 nucleotides long. The record is from the annotation of a GenBank genome assembly. Lineage: Eukaryota; Fungi; Glomeromycota; Glomeromycetes; Diversisporales; Gigasporaceae.
AUGACAUCAUCCUUCAAUAUUAGAGGAAAUGGUACCCACGUUGAAGAAGUUGGUGUGGAUAAAUCUUACGUUCCCUCUUCCCAAGUAAUUGAGGAAGAGAAAGAUAAAUCUAAUCAAAAACGUAAAAAAUCAAAGUCUCGUGGUCUCCGUCAUAUAUUGAAAAGAGAAGAAAAAGAUAAUGUUGUGGAAAAGUCGCAACGACAGAAUGAUGAGAAAAAAAGUGAAAGUUUGGCUCGUACUCUAUCGGGAAUAUUUAGUAAUAAAUCGAAAUCGGAAAAAGAAAAACGAAAAGAUUCAAAAAAUCGACUUAGUACUGUUUUCUUUUCUGAUAAUGAAGAUGAAACUACUGACCAUGUGAGAAAAAAUAAAAGAUCAAAUAAUAAUGAUACUCUAUUUUCUGAUAAUGAAAAUGGUUCAAAUAAAAAGAAUUCUAAAAAAAAUAGGAUUAGUUUGAACAUUGAUAAGUUAUUAGAGUUCGAUGAUGAUUAUAAACAUAAGACUUUUAAUAAUAAUAAUAUGACUGAUAUGUUCCUUCCGGAAACUAAUGGAACUCCUAUUAAAACUUAUAAAGGACGUCUUGACUCCUCUGGUUCUGUCAGUGGACGUGAUUCUCCUGUUUCGAUUUUAAAACGAACUACUGCUAUACCUAAUCAAACUGAAUCCCCAAUUUUACUUUCUGCUACAUUUGUACCUUUUGCUCCCAUAAUAAACGAAUCGUCUCAUGAACAUUCUCAAGAAAUUAAGGUUGAAUCUGUUGAACAUAUUGAACAGAAAGAUGAAAUUAAAGUUGACCCUGUUGAUCAAAAAAUUGAUCAGAAAGAAGUUAUUGACCCUGCUGAACAGAAAGAAAAAAUUAAUAUUGACCCUGUUGAACAAAAAGAUGAAAUUAAUAUUGAACUUAUAGAACAGAAAGAUGGUCAUAAAGUUGAGAUUGAGUCUGUUGAACAGAAAAAUGAAUCUAAGAUUGAGUCUUUUGAGCAAAAUGACGAACCUGUCGAACAAAAAGAUGAAUUUAAGGAUAACCUUAAUUAUUCUUCUACUCCUGCUACGUCUAUCAACGAGGAUAUAUCAGUCAAUGAAAAUGUAUUAAAACUUUCCUCUCAAGUUUCUUAUGAUAACCUCAAUGCUGAUACAGGAUCCUAUCAGCAAGUUAAUGCCGAAAUUUACAAUAAUGCUGAUACUGAAGUUAAUGAUAUAAUUAAUUCAGAAACUACCAAUUAUGAUGACUUUCAUGAUAAACUUGAAGAAGAUAAUAUUGAACAUUAUAAUAUUGAGAAUAAAAAUUUUGAAUCUCCUCAAAUUAUUAUUGAAAAACAAGUUAUUAUUACUAAAGAGAAUAUUCUAAAGCUCGAAGAACAUCAUUAUAUUGAGAAUAAAAUUUUUGAAUCUCCUCAAAUUAUAUCUCCAACUCCACAAUUUAUUGAAAAACAAGUUAUUAUUACUCGAGAUAAAAGUUCAAAGUCACAACAAAUUGCUAAAUUAACUUCAUUAGAAUCUAUUAAUGAAUCUUUGACCAAUGUCAAAGAUCAAUUAGAGUCUAAAGUUCAAGAACAAUCACAACAGAUUGGCAAAUUUACUUCUUUAGAGUCAGUAAUGGUUCGUCAAUUUGAACAUGCUGAACGAAUGGAGGAAACCAUGAGACGAUUAGAAGCAAAAAGACCUACUGCGGGUCAAGAACUAAUUCCUAAAGUUCUAAAAUGGGCAACGGAGGAUGUUGAUAAUCCUGACUGA